ACAGCACUAGCACAGAGCAAUCUUUCAGAAAAACACACACACAAAAACUUUACACACUAGAUUUUUGAUAAAAGACAUGCUGACCGGAAAAUGUCUGGUAGUGUGUUUAAUUGUAUAUUUAUGCUAUGUAGGACUAGGCGGCGCAUCGCAGGACGAAGACGAGCUGCGGAUGGCAGGACCAAAGUGCUCGAGCUGCAUGAAAAUUCAGCGCAAAUGUACCGUGUCGCAUUCUGGCCUGUUUUGUAAAAAUAAAACGGAUAAGGAAAAGAUACUGUUUUCAACGAACAAGGGCAGACGAUUGUACCAUUUGCCCGAGUGUGUUCCGCAGAAGUAUAACGUUACGGGUCCGAUUUUGGACUGGUGCUGUCUGUGGUCGCCGAAGCUGGGCUGCCAGCAAUUGGCCGGAAUCUACUACCAAAACCAAUCGCGCCGGAAGGACACCUGCGACAUUUGCCUGCACUCCUGCGCCUGCGAUGAGGAUAGGAACGGGGUGGUCAAGUGCACGCCCAUGGCCAAAUGGCUAGCUGCUUUGGGGAUUCUGGUCCUGCUGUCGGGGUCUUAUCGCCGUUCUUGAGAUGCGCUGCUUUGCAUAUCACUGGAAAUUCAAUAAAGUUGCCUGCAUGGGGGAAUUCCGAGUGGUCGGGCAUACAUACCAGAAAAACAAAGUGGCCAUUGCACUAAGCCAAGGCGAAUACAAAUCAAGUCAACAAUGGGUCGGUCUGCCACUGUCCCCCAGCGACACGGUGCACAUGACUCUGGCCAGAAGGGGAACGGGCGAAUGGCUUAUUGUUUCUGUUGAUUUUUCCCAGCGAGUGCCAGUGCUGAGCGAUAUUCAGAAGGUUAACUAACCUGAUAUAUGGAGUAUGUUCGAGUUAUGUUGGAAUUCCAAGAACACAUUGUUAAUCAACAGCA
Molecule: messenger RNA, 912 nt
Organism: Drosophila teissieri
Lineage: Eukaryota; Metazoa; Arthropoda; Insecta; Diptera; Drosophilidae
Exons: 2
Coding region: 77-574 (165 amino acids)
Source: RefSeq, a predicted model, not a curated record